This is a messenger RNA of Dentiscutata erythropus, 129 nucleotides long. NCBI's taxonomy places the organism in Eukaryota, Fungi, Glomeromycota, Glomeromycetes, Diversisporales, Gigasporaceae. The record is from the annotation of a GenBank genome assembly.
AUGUUAGCCUUAAUUGUUGUACGGAAGAUGUUUGUUCGAGGAUUUAACGGAAAUCCUUUGGCUUGCAUUAAACAAUGGGAAAGGGAUAAAAAUGGCCGACUUGAAGUUGUCAAGAAUAUAUUAUCAUAA